This is a messenger RNA of Puccinia triticina, 210 nucleotides long. RefSeq lists its product as uncharacterized. The record is from RefSeq and is a predicted model, not a curated record. NCBI's taxonomy places the organism in Eukaryota, Fungi, Basidiomycota, Pucciniomycetes, Pucciniales, Pucciniaceae. Bases 1 to 210 code for a protein of 69 amino acids. The transcript has a single exon.
AUGUGUUGUCCACCAACCCUGGACAGCAUAGUGCCCUCGUAUGACACAUGUCCCUCCGGCAAGGAUCAAACAGCCCCGCUUCACGCAAUAGGUCAAUCACUCUCACACAAUGUGAAUGGUCUACAUGCUUCUCUGGCAUGCCCCCCCUCGGCUCCUGUGCCCUCCUGGCUCCCUAUUCUCGGCGGUAACCCUCACUACAGUCUGCAAUGA